This is a messenger RNA of Leptopilina boulardi, 1745 nucleotides long. Its product is annotated as caveolin-1-like. NCBI's taxonomy places the organism in Eukaryota, Metazoa, Arthropoda, Insecta, Hymenoptera, Figitidae. Gene Ontology annotation, biological process: caveola assembly. The record is from RefSeq and is a predicted model, not a curated record. Gene Ontology annotation, cellular component: caveola. Bases 933 to 1394 code for a protein of 153 amino acids. Gene Ontology annotation, molecular function: molecular adaptor activity. The transcript is spliced from 11 exons.
AAAUAAUGAAGUAAAUCCUAAGAGUCAAAAGUAGAAGAAAAGAAGUGGAAUCAGCAAAUCAAUGUAAAAGAUAGGCUGGGACCAUGCAGAAUGGAUAAAAAAGAAAUGAAGUAAAUCCUAAGAGUCAAAAGUAGAAGAAAAGAAGUGGAAUCAGCAAAUCAAUGUAAAAGAGAGGCUGUGACGAUGUUGGAAUCAAAUGCAGAAUGGAUAAAAAAGAAAAAUUAUCAUCUACCGAAGGUGGGAUUCGAACUCGUGACGCAUUCAUCGAUUGUGCCUUACGCCACGCUGCCACUAUCUAUACCUCUGAACGUUUUUGUGAUUCGCAAUUUAUCAAAUGAAUUCUAUCCUCGAUGGCUUUUUAGACUUUUUAGAACUCGGUCUAUUUUUACGGUUAUUUUUCACAUUUUCCGAAUGGAAAUUUAAUUUGAAAAUAGGGAUCUCCGAGGGCUAUUUAGUUUGAAAGAAGAAAUCUCCUUAAAGCUGAAAAUUCGUCAUUAAGUUAUAAUCUAAAGAACAGGAGGAUGUUUCGACCUCCGUAGAAGUGGAUAAUGAUUGGUCCAAUGGGAUUCAACGAUCGAAUCGCCAUAUUGAAAUCAAGCACAUGGAAUUAAUUCAAAGGAACUCAGUUAUUCUAGUGUGGUUCUCAGUUUUGUUUAUUCGUAUGUUAGGAAGUUUCUUUAAAAUUUUUUUUUUUUUUUUAAUUUAUCGCGAGUGUCAGUGUUUACAAAAUGAAGUGUUUACAACAAGGAAGGCAAAAGGAUUUCAUUUUCAUCAUUAUAUUCCAGAUUUGUCUAAAAGACUUCUGGAAAAUUGAAAGGAUUUCUACAAAUUUGGAAAUCAAAAAAAAAAAAAAAAAAAAAAAAAUGCUAAAACAUCAGAGUCGAUAAAAAGAAAAAUGGGCUGUUUUUCCUGCUCUGCAAAAUAAAUUGGCCAUGGAGAAGGCAGAAUCAUCGAUAGAUGGAAGUGUUGCCGAUCUUGAGGAUCGAGAUCCAAAUAAUUUAAAUCAACAUAUUCAGGUAACGUGGGACGAUAUAAUCGGAGAGCCUGAAGGAAUUCGAAGUCCAGAAUGUGCUUGGAGAUUAAGUGGUCAUUGUUUUCGAUUAUCACGAGGCUUUUGGUAUAUUCUUUUGUCUGUACUAAUUGCUCCUUUGGUUGCCCUUUGCCUUGGUAUCACCUUUGCGUGUCUAACAUUCACGCAAGUUUGGUGCUGCGUUCCUUGUGUUAGAAUUUUUCGAAUAAUCUUUACACCGAUAAGAGUCUUCAUUACAAUAAUAAUUCAAGCAAUAUUGCGUCCAAUUUUUGAGGCGAUUGGAUAUUUAUUUUCUAAUAUAAGAAUAUUCAAUCAAAAACUUCCUGAUGGACCUGAUCGCAAAGAUGAUAUGCUUUUAAUUUGAAAUUAUUUAUUUAUUUAUUUAUUUCAUGUGCCUUUUCUCUCUGAAAUCGAAUUAGUUUGAAUUUCGAAUUUUCUAUUAUUAUUAUUUUUGUUAUUAUAAUAAUUUCCAAAAAAAAAAAUUAUCUUUUAUAAAAACAAAAAUUGUCAAUAAAAACUAAUUCGAAUUUUAGAGGAUCUAUUAUAAAAACACCAAAAUAACUUCCAUAGAUUUUUUUUUUUUAUAUAAAUUAAGAAUAAAAUUCGAAUUGUAUAUAUUAUCAUUAUUAUUGUGAAUUAUUAUUAUUUUUUUCGAUAAUAUAUGAUUCAUUAUAUAAGUAUUAUAAUGACAAUUGAAAUAUAAAGUUAUUAUAAA